AAGACUUCAGACACGUCACGUGUCCCCCUACGUCAACACGCAGGGAGACGUCGUAGGGGACGCACGGACAACGAGUUUGCGCGAGCUCCUGAAUUGAGUUUCCCGCGUAGAGGAAGUAGUGGAGAGAACUCAGAGUGACCAGGAACCCCAAUUAGUGCACCGUAUCCCCUCGCAUGGCUCGCUUCGCUCGGCACAGAUUACCGUUCCGAUCGUAGUCCACGUGGAUCGUUAAGUAUGAUAAGAUCCAGAAAAAUGCCGCCUCGUAAGAAGGACGCUGCAGCAGCUGCCAGGAAGGCUCCAGCUAAGCGGAAGCUGGCGGAGGAGUUCCCACCAGGAGAGGUACUGAUUGAUUCUGCAAAAAAGCAGUGGAAACUGGGAUUGCCCAUCGGACAGGGUGGCUUUGGACGUCUCUAUCUUGCGGAUGUAAACUCUUCCAAAACAGUAGGACCAGAUGCUCCCUACGUGAUAAAAGUGGAACCAAGUGAAAAUGGACCAUUGUUUUCUGAACUCAAAUUCUACAUGCGAGCAGCUAAACCCGACCUAAUUCAGAAAUGGACCAGCGCUCAUAAAAUGAAAUAUCUUGGUGUACCCAGAUAUUGGGGUUCCGGACUGCAUGAUAAAAGUGGGAAAAGUUAUCGGUUCAUGGUAAUGGAUCGGUUUGGGAAAGACUUGCAGAAGCUUUUUGAGGACGGAGGUAAACGGUUCACCCACAAAACUGUGCUGCUGCUGGGACUGAGACUGAUUGAUAUUCUGGAGUAUGUACAUGAGCAUGAAUAUGUACAUGGAGAUAUCAAAGCCUCCAACCUUCUCCUUCACCACAAAAAUCCAGAUCAGGUGUUCCUGGUGGAUUAUGGCCUCGCUUACAGAUACUGCCCCGAGGGGGUUCACAAAGACUAUAAAGAGGAUCCCAGGAAAUGUCACAACGGCACAAUAGAGUUUACAAGCGUAGACGCACACAAAGGAGUCAAUCCAUCAAGAAGAGGAGACUUGGAAAUUCUGGGCUACUGCAUGAUUCAGUGGCUGUGUGGUAAACUUCCAUGGGAGGACAACUUGACGGAUGCAAAUUAUGUUACCGACUCGAAAAUAAAAUAUGGUGAUGAAAUCUCAACACUCAUGGAAAUGUGUUUCCCGGGGAAGAAGAAACCAGAUGAGCUCGGCAAAUAUAUGGCGGCGGUUAAAGCACUCGGUUAUUCUGAUAAACCUCAGUAUCAGAAACUAAGAGAGAUACUAUCGCAAGGUCUGAAGGCGCUGGGCACCAAAGAUGAUGGAAAACUGGAAUUUUCUGCUAGUCAGAAUGGAGAGAUGCCUGCAAAGGAUAAGAAGAGAAAGAUGCUUAAGCCAUCUGAUGAAGUACUGGAGGGAGAAGCAAGUGGAGAAGCAGAAGUGAAGGUGAAAAAGCCCAGGGGACGUCCUGCAAAAGCUCCGGCUAGCCCCGCGCAGUCGCCACCACCGAAGGGAAGAGGACGGGGAAGAGGCCAAAAACGAUAGUACCCUGUGACACUUUUUACAUGUGGUUUUAUGUUUUGUAUGAAGAAUCUAUUCUGAGGUGUCCAUAAUAUGUCUUGAAAUUAAACAUUUUAUUGAUGAUAA
Pseudophryne corroboree (corroboree frog) is the source of this 1590-nucleotide messenger RNA. It is a transcript of the gene VRK1, whose product is annotated as VRK serine/threonine kinase 1. Gene Ontology annotation, cellular component: nucleus; cytoplasm. NCBI's taxonomy places the organism in Eukaryota, Metazoa, Chordata, Amphibia, Anura, Myobatrachidae. The transcript is spliced from 14 exons. Gene Ontology annotation, molecular function: protein serine/threonine kinase activity; ATP binding. Bases 235 to 1488 code for a protein of 417 amino acids. Gene Ontology annotation, biological process: signal transduction; peptidyl-serine phosphorylation. The record is from RefSeq and is a predicted model, not a curated record.